UUCUAAUAUUUUCAGUCUCAUUUGCUAGACUCAUUGGUUUGUCUCAACAGAUCUCAACAAUGAAAAUCUUAGUACUCAUGUCAUCUGAUGGAGAGAAAGUACACUAUUUUUUAAAUGUCUUUAUAUAUUAAAGACAUUUAAUGUUCUUAUUCUGUUCUUACUGAAGCUGAGUAUAUAACUGCAAAGAAACAAAGCCAUACUAUAAAAACACAACGGAGGAAGAAAGAAAAGCAUCCAGUUCCUCCUUUUUCAACUGCUCCCCCCUCCAUUAUGUUCACAGCCUGAGGAUGUUGAGGACAAGCCCAUGUGCCCUCUCAGAGUUCUCAGUCUUUCUCUUUCUUAAUGAAGCUGUUAUGUUUUAUGCGCCACAAAUCCUCUAAGAGAAAUACACAUUUUACUGAAAUGCUUCCUACUACCUUCAUGCUGUAUAAAGGAAUGGAAACAAAUUGUAAUUAGGGUUUGCUUUACAUGUGCUUUAUUUUCUUAUUGCCUGAAAACAAGUUUUGACUUUAGAAUAUGGAUAAUAAUUUGCCAAUAAUUAUUUGCUCACCUGGUUUAAAUUUUUUAAUUCAUGGCCAUUUUCUUAUUUCUUUUUUACAGCCUUUAACUAUAACAGUAAAAACCUCAGACACAGUGAAUGAUGUCAUCAACAUGUCACUACAAGUGCUAGGAGUAACUGGCUCUGAGGAAGAUUACCAGCUGUGGGUCACUUCUGAGAAGGAAAAAACCCUACAUCCACUCAUUGGGCAUGAACAUCCUUACGGAGUUAAAAUGAGCCAUCUCCCUGCUCCGUUCGUGCCCCAGGAACUGCAGGAUGCUAUCUUUCCUUUCAUCCUGAAGCCCAGGCAGCUGUCCAGGAGCCAGCAACAUAGAGAUUCCUGCUGGAAGAGAUUCAAAAAGGGUGUUGUCGCACACCUGGCCUGUUGGACGGGCUCUGGCAAUUGACAGGAAAAACCGACUGGGUAGAACACCACGGCCCAUUGCUCCUCAACGAGUCUUUCAUCUUUACCUGUGGACACACUUUCUAAACGACCUACAUUAUGAUGUACCAACAAUUUUUCCCAGUGUCUGGGUAUUUUCCAACACUUCUGGAUCCUCAUUUCACCCUUUUGCACUAUUCCAUGCUCUGGGAGGCUGACCUGCAAAGCCCUUGUACCUUCCCGUGUGUUCAGCCAAUAACACCUAAGUCAGAGUAGUUUUACCACUUGCUCCUUUCCUGCUAGGUUUUGGUGCUGGCUUCCUUCAGGCGGCAACUGGUCUGACAGCUGGAGUAUAUUUUAUACUUUGUUAAAAGGGCCUAGGAAAUAUAUAUUUUUAAUUAACGAGUAAGAUGAGGAUUAAUAGUAAUUUUUAAAUAAAUCUUAAACAUGACUUUAAAAAGA
Molecule: messenger RNA, 1382 nt
Organism: Manis pentadactyla (Chinese pangolin)
Lineage: Eukaryota; Metazoa; Chordata; Mammalia; Pholidota; Manidae
Product: rho GTPase-activating protein 20-like
Exons: 4
Coding region: 517-945 (142 amino acids)
Biological process (GO): signal transduction
Molecular function (GO): GTPase activator activity
Source: RefSeq, a predicted model, not a curated record